UGCUCCGCUGCUGCGUGGUGGCGAUGGCGUCGUCUAGCCGAACCUGCCGCCGCUUUCCAGCGGUGAAGACGCUUGGACAAGGAAGAUGGCUUGCUUUGGGCAAAAUGCAAGCGGAUGACCGCCGUGUUGUCCCGCUGGCAGCACGUGCCUUCGUGUCCUAUGACCAUGCAUUGCAGCCAAGAGCAAAGGCACCACCAUCAGCAGCAGUAGGCUGUGCUGCUGCCUGGAAACAAGCCCUCUCGACAUCUGCCGUGGGCGAUGGCGAGGACGUCGGCAGCCAGAAGGGCAACAACAACCGCAGGGAGGAUGGUGGUGGUGGCAAGGCAGCAGACGACGGGGCAGUUGCAGCAGAGCGAAGAGACGGCAGCGCUUCGGGGGAAACGGCGGCGGUGCCGGAGGGGGUCCCGCUCGAUGCGCGCGGGAUGCCGCGGCCGAAGCAGCGGGUGGACGUGGAGCUUGGAACCUUUCACGAGUUCACCGCGGUCAACAAGACCGGCGGAAAGAUCUUCGAAGCCAGCCGCGAGCUCAUCCCCGAGAAAGACGCCGAGUUCUUCCCGGCGAUGGAGGUGUCCAACCUCGCCAGCGACGGCAGCGCCGCGGCCGCGUCGGAGGUGGACUUCCUCUCGCGGGUGCUGGCCGGGCGCGUGACGAUGGUCGGGCUUUUCCAUCGGCAGUUCGGGUACAGCAUGCUGGAGAGCUGGACCGGGCCGUUCGAGGAGACCUUCGCACGGGGGCAACGCGGGAAUAAGCUACCUUCGGCGGGCGGGAAGACAACAGGGGCGGCACCGCCGUCUGCGUUGUCCCUGUCGUUGCUCGAGUCGUGGCCGCUGCGGAUGAUGAAACCGCUGCUGGUCAGCACGAUGGGGAGGGGCUUGUCCCCGGAGAAGAAGGCAGCGUUCUUCUACCGCUUCGGCCCUACCGAAGAGGUACGCAAGGCCUUGGGGAUCGUCAACCGCCUGACGCUGUACGUUCUCCUGGUAGACCAGAAGGGCAGGGUGCGAUGGCAAGGGACGGGAAAGGCGACUCCCGACGAGGUGGAGUCGCUCGUCCGGUGUGCUCGACAGCUCGCUGCCGAGGGCAGCGGCGGCGGCGGCGGCGGCGACCGCGGGGGCGCCCGCGGGGGAGAGCAAGGAAAGAGCAAGAAGAAGAGAGGGACUAGCUCUUUGAAUGGCACCGCAAGGAGCCAGGAACGCCACCGGGGAGGGCGACCGUAG
Messenger RNA from Ectocarpus siliculosus, 1214 nucleotides. The record is from the annotation of a GenBank genome assembly. Lineage: Eukaryota; Phaeophyceae; Ectocarpales; Ectocarpaceae.